AUGGCUCCCCGAAAGAUCAUUAUCGACACCGAUCCUGGCGUGGACGAUGUCAUGGCUAUGCUGUUGGCUCUCAGCGCCAAGAAGGAGGAACUUGAAGUUGUUAUGAUUUCCGUCACUUAUGGCAACGUUCCUCUUGACUGCUGCGGCCGCAAUGUCGUUGGCAUGAUGCAGGUCAUUGAAAAGGAAAUGGCCUGGCGCAAAGCCAACGGCCGUCCCGAAGGUUUCGAGGCCCUCAAGGCAUGUAAGCCGUUGGUUGCUCUCGGCGCAGAGCAUCCUCUUGAAGAGAAGGAUCUCAAGUUUGACCACUUCCAUGGUCUGGAUGGUCUUCACGAUGUCCACGCCACAUUUCCUGACUUCAGCCCUCCCGAGAAGUGGCUACACAUCUUCCGAGAGCAGGGCUCUUCCGUGACGGACCUAGAAAAGAUCUCACCCCUCUUCACGCCCUCGCGCGAGCUCGCGCACAAGGAGAUGCUGCGCCUUCUUCGGGAGAACCCCGUCGAUAGCAUCUCCAUACUCACUGUCGGCCCCAUGACCAAUGUGGCACUCGCCGCGUCCGAGGACCCCGAGACCUUUCUCCGCGCUAAGGAGGUCGUCGUUAUGGGCGGCGCCGUCAAGGUGCAGGGCAACAUUACCCCCGUCGCUGAAUUUAACACGUACGCCGAUGCCGUGGCCACGGCACGCGUCUUUGCCCUCAGCUCGCUCACGCCGUCAGCGACGAUGCCCCCGCCCACCAUCAACCGCGCGCUGCCGCCGUACCCAGAGAGGCUGUCGCGGCCGCUGCGCGUCGUGCUCUGUCCGCUCGACGUGACGGAGUCGCACGAGCUGACGAGUAAGUACUUUGCCGAGACCGUGGCGCCGGUCGUGCGCUCCGGUAGCCCGCUGGCCGCAUGGGUGCACCACUUUGUCGACGGCGCGUUUGCCAAGAUUGUGAGCAUCCUCGGUCCGGACACCCAGGCCGGCCUCUCGCUCCACGACCCCAUGACCGUUUGGUACAAGCUUGCCGGCGACGACCCCGCCUGGCAGCUGACGGCGGCCGAGGAUAUUCGAAUCGAGACUGGGGGCCAGUGGUCGCGCGGUAUGCACAUUGUCGACCACCGCGGCAAGCUGCGGCCCGCCGAGGCUGCGUUUCUCGCGUCGGUCGAUCCACGCAACGACCCCGAGGUGAUCAAGCUGGAUGCCGUCGAGGGAGAUGAAUUAGGCUGGCUGAGCGUUCUCAAGGGCAACCGCAUCUACCGCCUUGUGAAGACGCCUGGCGAAGAAAUUUUCAAGGAGGUUCUACUCCAGCGGCUCUUUGACCUGCCAAUCAGCGGUAGCGCUGCUCAGGGCAAGCGUGGCCAAACAGCAGGCCCCCGACGAGUACAGCGCGGUGUCGCUGUUUGA
Molecule: messenger RNA, 1380 nt
Organism: Beauveria bassiana ARSEF 2860
Lineage: Eukaryota; Fungi; Ascomycota; Sordariomycetes; Hypocreales; Cordycipitaceae
Product: inosine-uridine preferring nucleoside hydrolase
Exons: 5
Coding region: 1-1380 (459 amino acids)
Biological process (GO): purine nucleoside catabolic process
Cellular component (GO): cytosol
Molecular function (GO): purine nucleosidase activity
Source: RefSeq, a predicted model, not a curated record